Messenger RNA from Vigna radiata var. radiata (mung bean), 1635 nucleotides. RefSeq names its product 3-ketoacyl-CoA thiolase 2, peroxisomal. Gene Ontology annotation, biological process: phenylacetate catabolic process; fatty acid beta-oxidation. Lineage: Eukaryota; Viridiplantae; Streptophyta; Magnoliopsida; Fabales; Fabaceae. Gene Ontology annotation, cellular component: peroxisome. Gene Ontology annotation, molecular function: acetyl-CoA C-acyltransferase activity. The transcript has 14 exons. The record is from RefSeq and is a predicted model, not a curated record. The coding region runs from base 100 to 1485 and encodes 461 amino acids.
GUAGGCAGUGAUCAAAUCAAAUCUGUUCUCUGAAUCUCACCAUCCAUUCUUCCUUUCUCUGCGAAUUCGCUUCAAUUUCCAAAUCAAGAAACUCAAAAGAUGGAGAAAGCGAUCAACAGACAGAAGAUUUUGCUUCAUCAUCUCAACCCGUCAUCAUCUACCCACGCCAUCGAAUCAUCCUCUCUCUCUGCUUCAGCAUGUGCGGCGGGGGAUAGUGCUGCUUAUCAUAGGACAUCUACAUUUGGGGACGAUGUUGUAAUCGUGGCUGCUUAUCGGACUGCUCUUUGCAAAUCUAAGCGUGGUGGUUUCAAAGACACUCAUGCUGAUGAUCUACUGGCUCCUGUUUUAAAGGCUGUAAUUGAGAGAACCAAUGUCAACCCAAGUGAAGUUGGGGAUAUUGUUGUGGGUACUGUACUGGCUCCUGGAUCUCAAAGAGCUAGUGAAUGCCGAAUGGCUGCAUUUUAUGCUGGUUUUCCUGAAACUGUACCUGUUAGGACUGUUAAUAGGCAAUGUUCGUCUGGGCUCCAGGCUGUUGCUGAUGUAGCUGCUGCUAUAAGGGCUGGAUUCUAUGACAUUGGUAUUGGUGCUGGUUUGGAAUCUAUGACAGCGAAUCCAAUGGCAUGGGAAGGAUCAGUUAAUCCUAAAGUAAAAAUAUUUGAACAAGCACAAAACUGCCUUCUUCCAAUGGGUAUUACCUCUGAAAAUGUUGCACAUCGUUUUGGUGUUUCAAGGAAGGAACAAGAUCAGGCUGCAGUUGAGUCUCAUAGACGAGCUGCUGCAGCUACUGCUUCUGGUAGAUUUAAAGAUGAAAUUAUCCCAGUUUCGACCAAGAUUGUGGACCCAAAAUCUGGUGAUGAAAAACCUGUCACCAUUUCUGUUGAUGAUGGAAUUCGACCUGGGACAACAGUGUCUGAUCUAGGGAAGCUCAAACCUGUCUUCAAGAAAGAUGGAACCACUACUGCUGGUAAUUCUAGCCAGGUGAGUGAUGGUGCUGCAGCUGUUCUGCUUAUGAAAAGAAGUGUUGCACUGCAAAAGGGCCUACCCAUUCUUGGUGUAUUCAGGACUUUCACAGCAGUUGGUGUUGAUCCUGCCAUCAUGGGUGUAGGCCCUGCUGCUGCAAUUCCUGUUGCUGUUAAGGCUGCAGGUCUAGAGCUUGAUGAUAUUGAUCUUUUUGAAAUAAAUGAGGCAUUUGCUUCCCAGUUCGUGUAUUGCCGAAACAAGCUAGGGCUUGAUCCAGAAAAGAUCAAUGUUAAUGGAGGUGCAAUGGCAAUUGGGCAUCCUCUAGGUGCAACAGGAGCUCGAUGUGUUGCUACACUGUUGCAUGAAAUGAAGAAACGUGGCAGGGACUGUAGAUUUGGAGUUAUAUCUAUGUGCAUAGGUACUGGAAUGGGAGCAGCUGCUGUUUUUGAGAGUGGUGAUUGUGCUGAUGAGCUAUGCAAUGCCCGGAAAGUGGAUGACCUUCUUCUAUCCAAGGAUGCUCGCUAGAAAUCACAAUCACUGUUCUACAAUUUCAACCUUUCUAAGACCAGAAUUAUUUUAUCAUGUAUUUCUUUAAUUAUCAACUCUCUCUUCUCUAUACACUUAUCCACCCUGCUUUGCAUAUCAAGAAAAAUAAAAUUAUAAUUCACAUCAAAA